AUGCCCCCUUCCAAAGAACCCCCCGUGCUCAUGUCUAACGCCGCUUUCCCUGGUUGUCGCACUAUCUCGCAGCACCUGAACGACCUGAAGAAGGAGAACUUCAGCCUGAAGCUCAGGAUCUACUUCCUGGAGGAGAAGAUCCAGCAGAAGUUCGAGGAGAGCGGCGAUGACGUGCACAAGAGGAAUAUCGAGUUGAAGGUUGAAGUGGAGAGUCUGAAGAAUGAGCUGGAGGAGAAGCAGCAGCUUGUGGACAAAGCUCUGUCGACGGCGGAGAGCUUGUCCAAUCAGAGCGAAGCAGAGCUGCAGCGUCGCCUGGCGGAGCGUCAGGAGGAGAUCAGCCACAUGCAGGAAAUCCUGCAAACCAAAGUUCAGCUGCUGCAGGAGGAGGCGGAGUUAGCGCGCUCUGAGGCUGAGCGCAUGGCCUCGCUGGCGGACUCUGAGUCUCAGCGCUGCCUCGCUCUGGAGAGAGAGAUGGUGGAGAGGAUGGAGGAGAGGAUGGAGGAGAGCGGCGGCUCAGGUGGACCGUUCACCCAACACGCUGUGGCCGACAAAGACAGGACGAUCGAGGAGUUGAAACAGCAGAAACAUUCGCUGGGUCUCCAAGUCGAGGAGCUGGAGGUCAAAGUGCACAAUCUGUCUUCUUCUCUCGAAGAGAAAGAAGCGGAGAGCCCUGGUGAUCACAGAAUCCAAGAAAAGAUGCAGGACUCGGCGCCCCUGGGAAACACAUGA
Labrus bergylta (ballan wrasse) is the source of this 729-nucleotide messenger RNA. Lineage: Eukaryota; Metazoa; Chordata; Actinopteri; Labriformes; Labridae. The record is from RefSeq and is a predicted model, not a curated record.